AUGGAAAUCAAACCGCUGCUGCAGCGGCUGCAGGUCAAGCACGAAGGCGGCACAGCCCCGAACCGAUGGAUCAACAACGACAUCAAGCCCAUCGAGGCCGGGCGACGCAUCUGGACGUUCUGGACUUUCCAUAAUCUGUGGGUGCUGACCAACACCAACAUCAGCAGUUACAUGGUGGGCAGCUCUCUGAUCGCGUUGGGCUUGCGCUGGUGGGAGGCCGUCAUCGCCAUCGUGGUGUCGUCCGUCAUCUCCAUGGUCUUCAUUGUGUUGAACAGCACGCCCGGCGCCUUCUAUCAUUUGGGAUUCCCCAUCGCGAAUCGGUAUACGUGGGGCAUGUACGGCAUGCAGUUCGUGGUGUUGAACCGCAUUCUGCUGAGUCUGGUGUGGUAUGCCGUGCAGGCCUGGAUUGGCGGGUCGUGCGUCUACGUCUGCCUCGAGGCCAUCUGGCCGGAUCUGGAGCGGCGGAUUCCGAACCAUAUGCCGGCGUCGACGGGCAUGACGACCGCCCAGUUCGUGACGUACCUGAUUUUCUGCAUCAUUUCGCUGCCGCUGAUCUGGAUCCGGCCGCAUAAGCUGCGGAACUUCUUCUACGUCGCCUCGGCAACGGUGCUGGUCUUUGAGUUCUCCCUGCUGAUCUGGGCGCUGGCUACCAUGGGCUCCGGCGGCUUUGGGGAUACCAUCACCGGUGCCCCUGAUGUGCAGGAUACGAACAAGGGCUGGAGCAUCGUGUACGGCAUCAUCUCUUGCAUCGGCGGCAUCUCGGCCGGCAUCCUGAAUCAAAAUGACUACGCUCGUUUCGCGCGCCGGCCGAGAGAUGCCAUCUUGGGCCAGAUUAUCAGUCCCGUCAUCUAUGCGAAUGUGACGCCGAUUAUCGGCAUUUUGGUCACGGCGGCAACACAGGAGAGGUACGGAGAGGCGAUGUGGAAUUUGCCGGGCCUGUUGAGCGCUGUUCAGCAGACCGGGGGACCGCGAUCGCGUGCCGCGGCUUUCUUUGCUGGGGCGGCGCUUGUGAUCAGCCAGUUUGGAAUCAACGUACCUGGCAAUGCGCUCUCCGGCGGCUUUGACUUCGCAGCCCUGUUCCCCAAGUACCUUAAUAUCAGGAGAGGAGCAUACAUUACAGCUCUCUUGUCGAUGGUCGUCAACCCAUGGCAACUUCUGGCCACCGCUUCGGUUUUUUUGUCGGUUCUGUCGAGCUAUUCAGUCUUCUUGGGUCCCAUGAUCGGACUGAUGAUUUCGAGCUACUAUCUCGUCAACAAGCAGAAGAUCAACGUGGACCAUCUAUACGUAGGCAACUCGGAGAGCAUCUACUGGUUUACCGCGGGUAUCAACUGGCGUGCCCCUGUCGCUUGGAUCUGCGGCGUGGCCCCGUCGAUGCCGGGCUUCAUCUCCGCGGUGAGUCCCGGCAUCAAAGUCCCGAUCGGAGCUACGAGGCUAUACUACAUCUGCUUCCUUAGUGGCCUAGCGAUCUCGGCCGCGGUUUUUGUGGCUCUGAAUUAUAUCUUUCCGCCAAGGGCGCUCAAUGCUUGGGUCAAUGGCCCAGGAACGGCAAAGGAAGCGAUGAAGGAGUUUAGAGACCGGUGGGACGCCAUGGAUGCCGAGGCGAGGGGCCAGGAUGUCAACGCCAAGGAAGUUGAGGUAGUCAGCGAGAUGCCCAAGGAGGUUUGA
This is a messenger RNA of Cyphellophora europaea CBS 101466, 1665 nucleotides long. RefSeq lists its product as uncharacterized. Gene Ontology annotation, cellular component: plasma membrane. Gene Ontology annotation, molecular function: nucleobase transmembrane transporter activity. NCBI's taxonomy places the organism in Eukaryota, Fungi, Ascomycota, Eurotiomycetes, Chaetothyriales, Cyphellophoraceae. The transcript has 4 exons. Bases 1 to 1665 code for a protein of 554 amino acids. The record is from RefSeq and is a predicted model, not a curated record. Gene Ontology annotation, biological process: nucleobase transport; transmembrane transport.